Molecule: messenger RNA, 1359 nt
Organism: Rhinocladiella mackenziei CBS 650.93
Lineage: Eukaryota; Fungi; Ascomycota; Eurotiomycetes; Chaetothyriales; Herpotrichiellaceae
Exons: 4
Coding region: 1-1359 (452 amino acids)
Source: RefSeq, a predicted model, not a curated record
AUGGAUUACAUUAUCUACCUCAUCUACAUCCUUCUCACCUUUCUUGACCCCGGCUGGUGUGUGUGCAAUGAAACGAAUGCGACGAACCCCUCAGUCUUUACUACAUUCAGUCCAUUUGGCACCAUUAUUUCUCCCACGUCCACGGUUACCCUGCACCUCUCCCCCGGUAUUGACCGAUCUCUCAUUUCCUCAUCUCAGACCAUGAUUAGCAGUUCGACGUUCCCCAAUAGCCUCACAAGUAUUCGUAUGCUUACCGUUGGAAAUGGGACAGCACAGGCUCCAUCGGCUGGCACUUCUCCUGACUCUACCACCACUCUGACGAGCACCAAAACCACAACGACUACCAUUGUCAUGGGUGGCAUCUCGUCAGCUGUUGAUGUCUCCGGCGCAGGUGAAUCAAGCUCUGUCAACACCAUUGUCCCGGUCCCAUCGACUAUCACAAUGACGUUCUCUCCCACCAUAUUCACCAGUCAGUACGCGUGUCAUGUUCCAUGCCAAAUCUGCCAUGGAGGUAUCGCCUUGCAACUGGCCAACAGCACACGGAAUGUCCCAGCACUGUUCAACUUUACGACCACGGCGAGAUUCACAACCAUCAUCCCGGUAAUCCGGACUGUGAAGGCCUCCGAAUUAUCAAACGCGUCUAUAUCGACCACAUGGCCUUAUUCAGUCCUCUCAAAUGAAAUCUUCUCAACUAUUUUGCCCUCCAUAGUGGCCAACUCUACAUUUUCACCGCCCAAUAUGACUUCAACUGCUACCGCAUCACCAUCUGCACCUGUUGUUUUGAAUACUUCCAGCAGUGUGGUAUCUAUCUCGGUACAAUCCAACACUUCAGCUCUCACACGCAUCCACGAAACUACAGUCGACCUGUCCGCGACCAUAGCUACGACAGCCUCCCACAAUUCACCUCCGCUGUCAAUUGUAACCGCUGCCGCUUCCUCUCUCCGUGUUCCAAGCGUUUUCAGCCUCAUGACUCGACUUCUGGUCUUCUUUCGUGGUAUGGAUCUUAAAGGUCACGCAACUACAAUCUACGAGACUGCGACCGCGAAUUCUACUGCAUCCACUCGCUCUACAGCAAACACUAUCGUUUCGAUGACCACUACGAUGAGUUUUACCACAACUGUGACUGAGCCACUCACCUCACACACCACGUGGCCUGUGGCGAUCAACACUACCAUAACGCACACGAACUCGGUCAUGACUGUGACGGUUCCCAAGCACUCAACGUCGGUCUCAACCUAUCUUGCCUGGACAUCCUUCAUAACGCCAGCAGCAACUCCGUUGGCAUAUGCAAAUCGUCUGACAGUGUCGACCGUCGUUUGCAUAUUGUUACUAGGCGCUGGGGUAUGGGUCGUCCUAUGA